CGAAGCUUUGCGGAAGUUGCGUCCAGUAAAACAACAAGGCGCCAAUUUUCCGCCAGGAUCUUUUAAAGCUUCCACCGCUGACACAUGACGAGGUUAUUUUAGUCUUUCGCGAACCGCCUUGUGCGAAAACUGCAGCUGAAGGCUGUUCAGCAUGGCGAUCCCUUUUGUGCAGGACUGGGACGUCGUCCAGACUCUGGGAGAAGGAGCUUAUGGAGAAGUGAGGUUACUGGUGAACAGACAGACCGAAGAGGCAGUGGCGGUGAAGGUGAUUGACACUUCUCAGGCUAAGGAGUGUGCAGACAAUGUCAAAAAGGAGGUGUGCAUCCAUAAGAUGCUCACCCACCCCAGCAUCGUGAGGUUCUUUGGUCAUCGAAAGGAAGGACCGACUGUUUAUCUUUUUCUGGAGUACUGCACCGGAGGAGAGCUGUUCGACCGCAUUGAGCCUGAUGUGGGGAUGCCAGAGAAAGAUGCUCAUAGGUUUUUCAAGCAGCUAAUAGCUGCUGUGGAGUACCUUCACAGCCUUGGCAUCACCCACCGAGAUAUAAAGCCAGAGAAUAUUUUGCUGGAUGACAAAGACAACUUGAAGCUGACAGAUUUCGGUCUGGCCACCAUGUUUCGUUUCAAAGGGCGGGAGCGCCUUCUGAAUCGACUCUGUGGAACGCUCCCCUACGUUGCUCCAGAGCUUCUCGGCCAGCAGGAGUACAAAGCUCAGCCUGCAGAUGUCUGGGCCUGUGGGAUUGUUCUGAGUGCAAUGCUGGCAGGAGAACUGCCCUGGGAUCAGCCCACCGAGAGCUGCCAGGAAUACUCAGACUGGCUCCAGAAGAAGACUUACCUACCUCCCUGGAAGAAAAUCCAGCCGAUGCCUCUUAGUUUGCUGUCCAAAUUGCUGCAGCCCCAUCCUGAUGCAAGAAUCGUUAUCGCAGACAUACAGAAGGAUCGCUGGUUUACUCAAGGUUGUCAGAGAUCAGGAUCCAACAAAGUUCUUCGAACGGAGUUGGAGCUUAAAUCCCGGACAAGCAGUGAUGACAGGAUGCAGUUUUCCAGCUCUCAGCCUGACUUUGCUCCAGGCGGAUGGGAAUCCAUGUUGUUGAUCGGCCUGGCCGAAGGGCAGGUCAGCUUCUCCCAGCCGACUAAACCGGAGCACAUGUUGCUGGGCAGUCAGCUGUUGGGCACGCCGGGAGCCAGUCAGUCGCUGUGGCAAAGAUUAGUCCGAAGAAUGACUCGCUUCUUUACCAACGUGAACGCCGACGACUCCUUAUCUGCCCUGAAAGACGUCUGUGACGGCAUGGCACUUGUCUUCAAACUCACCUGCACCCAACAGGUCACUGUGAGCACUCUGGACAAACGUAACAACAAGCUAAUCUUCAAGGUCUUUUUACUGGAGAUGAAUCAGCGAGUGUUGCUGGAUUUCAGACUGUCUAAGGGCGACGGAUUGGAGUUCAAACGACUCUUUGUGAAGAUAAAGCAGAAGCUCGGAGAUGUGGUCUGCACCCAGAAGAUUUCACUCCCCAUCACAUAAUAAACAGAGAAAAACACACGCUGUCAUGGACUUUAGAGACAAACUGUAUAUAUUUACAUGUUCCUGUUGUUAACACUUGUUUUUUUAUACACUUGAAAGAUCAAGACUUUAUAGAUCACAUAGUUUUCUACAAUUUGCCAUUCAUAAAGACUGAAGUGUUCUGGUUGUUUUUGCUAUGUUAAUGUUCAAAGCUGAAUAAAUUAAUAAAGAUCUUGUUUGCUAAAUGA
This is a messenger RNA of Xiphophorus couchianus (Monterrey platyfish), 1746 nucleotides long. RefSeq names its product checkpoint kinase 1 (gene chek1). The record is from RefSeq and is a predicted model, not a curated record. Gene Ontology annotation, cellular component: cytoplasm. The coding region runs from base 152 to 1519 and encodes 455 amino acids. The transcript has 14 exons. NCBI's taxonomy places the organism in Eukaryota, Metazoa, Chordata, Actinopteri, Cyprinodontiformes, Poeciliidae. Gene Ontology annotation, molecular function: ATP binding; protein serine/threonine kinase activity. Gene Ontology annotation, biological process: DNA damage checkpoint signaling; protein phosphorylation.